Molecule: messenger RNA, 1638 nt
Organism: Puma concolor (puma)
Lineage: Eukaryota; Metazoa; Chordata; Mammalia; Carnivora; Felidae
Source: RefSeq, a predicted model, not a curated record
AUGGAGGAGAACUUCCUCAUCAGCUUGGAGAAGGAGGUGGCAGAGAGGAAGAACAAGGAAGGGACAAGCCAUCGUGGCGCUGUUCCCGGCUGCAGGCUGCACCUGAUGCAGGUGGACUCGGUCCAGCGCUGGAUGGAGGACCUGAAGCUCAUGACCGAGUGUGAGUGCAUGUGCGUCCUGCAGGCGAAGCCCAUCAGCCUGGAGGAAGAUGCACAGAGUGACCUCAUCCUGGCCGGCGGCCCUGGCCCCGGAGACCCCUUGCAGCUGCUUCUCAAGAGGGGCUGGGUCAUCAGCACUGAGCUGCGCAGGAUCGGGCAGAAGCUGGCCCAGGACCGCUGGGCACGCGUCCACAGCAUGAGUGUGCGUCUGACUUGCCAUGCCCGCUCCAUGGUCAGCGAGUACAGCGCUGUCAGCAGGAGCUCCUCGCAGGAGAUGGGCCAGAUUGAGAAACUGCUAAUGGAGAAAUGCUCAGAGCUCUCAGUGGUCACAGAGAGGUGCCUCCAGGUGGAGAAUGAGCACGUCCUGAAGUCGAUGAAGGCCUGUGUGAGUGAAACCUUGAGCACACUGGGCCAGCACUUUGGCCAGCUGCUGGAGCUGGCCCUGACCCGGGAGGUACAGGCACUGGUGAGAAAAAUCAAUGCCUCAGACAAUAUCUACACCACGGAAUCCACCACAGGGAACCUGUUCAGCCUGACCCAGGAGGGGGCUCCCUUGUGCCGCAUCAUCGCCAAGGAGGGUGGUGUCGUAGCCCUCUUCAAAGUCUGCCGGCAGGAUAGUUUCCGGUGCUUGUACCCCCAGGCGCUGCGCACGCUGGCCUCCAUCUGCUGUGUGGAAGAGGGUGUCCACCAGCUGGAGAAGGUGGAUGGUGUUCUUUGCCUGGCCGACAUCCUGACCGAUGACAGCCACUCAGAGGCCACACGGGCUGAGGCUGCGGCUGUGGUUGCCCAGGUCACCUCCCCACACCUGCCCUUUACUCAGCACCUCGGCAGCUUUCUGGAGAGCAUGGAAGAAAUCGUGACAGCUCUUGUCAAACUGUGCCAAGAGGCGUCGUCUGGGGAAGUCUUCCUGCUGGCUUCUGCGGCCCUUGCCAACAUCACCUUCUUUGACACGAUGGCCUGCGAGAUGCUUCUGCAGCUGAAUGCCAUCCGUGUCCUCCUGGAAGCUUGCAGCGACAAGCAGAGAGUGGAUACGCCUUACACCCGGGAUCAGAUUGUGACCAUCUUGGCAAACAUGUCUGUCCUGGAGCAGUGUGCCUCUGACAUCAUUCAGGAGAACGGGGUCCAGCUUAUCAUGGGCAUGCUGUCUGAGAAGCCAAGGUCUGGAACCCCUGCCGAGGUGGCGGCUUGUGAGCGAGUCCAGCAGAAGGCUGCUGUGACCCUGGCCCGUCUCAGCCGAGACCCAGCUGUGGCACGGGAGGCCGUGCGGCUGAGCUGUAUGUCCCGGCUCAUCGAGCUCUGCAGAUCGCCCUCGGAGAGGAACAGCAGCGAUGCUGUGCUUGUGGCUUGCCUGGCUGCUCUGCGUAGACUGGCUGGAGUUUGCCCGGAAGGCCUCCAGGACUCCGACUUCCAGCAACUGGUCCAGCCCCGGCUUGUGGACUCUUUCUUACUCUGCAGCAACAUGGAGGAGAGCUUUGUGUAG